AUGUCGGAGGACGAAGACGAGGGAGAGAGCGAGAUGGAAGAGAAGGGAGAGGAGGAUCGAGCGAGAGAGGAGGAGCUUGCGAGAGAGAGACGGCUACGAGGAAGGAGCAGGGUCAAGUGGAGCCUGAACGAGGUCGAUGACGUGUACAGGCAGGAGAGAUUCAACAGCCUCGGACAGGUCAUGCACUUGCUGUCGCUCGACUCCGAUGCAGGGGCGGCGAGAGAAGGGAUCCGACGGCAGCUGGAAGCAUGCAACAAAGUCUAUGACGAUGUGGUAGAGAAGCAUCAUGAUGUUAUCAGAGAGAACACAGUCAGGCACGGAGAGGCCCUGGAGCUGUACAAGACAAUGAACGCACAGUUGAAGAUGCUGCAUGCUGAGAUUAACGAGUCGAGAAGGCUGCUGCAACCUCAGGGCAUGGACACGCUCGUGCAGCUAAGAAUGAAGCGCGCGAUGCUGACGAGCGUGAUCGACAUGAUCGCCAAGGUAGAGGAGAUCGUGUCCACUCCCUCCGACGUUCAGGAGUUGAUCUUGCAGCAAAACUUUCUGUCAGCGUCUCAGAAGGUCAUGAGCGCGUUGAAGCUCCUGGAGGCCUCUGACCUCACCGACAUCGCCCAACUGCAGCCGACGAAGAGGCAGCUCAUCAUGCUCAAGGAGUCCUGCGUCGCCGCCAUGUCGAAGGAGCUCCGCAAGCACAUCUACGGCUGUGAGGACGAUCCCGUCUCUGGGAAGGGACGGCCGAUCGCCGACUGGCUGCAUGGCGACGGCACACAGAAGUCGCUCAUGGCGGCGUUGGACAUCCUGCAGCAGUUCGGAGGGGAGGUGGUCGCAAAGACCUGCACGGACUUGGCAGCCUCGCUGCAGACAGAGCUCACCAAGUGCGUGGAGACGCUGGGCGUGUGGAUGACAGAGAAGGGGAGGGACGUCGGGGGGAAGGGGAUGAACUAUGCUGUGAUGCAGUCAGUGGAGCUGGUGAAGGUGAUCCUGUACCGCCUGCAGUCCGUGCUCAAGAUGCAUAUCCUUGUCGUCUCCUCCCUCUCCUCCAGCGGCUACACUGCUGCUCUGCUGCAGAGCAUGCAGUCGCCGCAGAAGCAGACGAGGAGCAAGGGCAGGGAUCAGCCCCCGCUGCCGCCGUCCUACACGGUCGGGCUAGUGUGGACGGGCAUUCAGAUCCAGGUGCUGGAAGUUCUGUCGGGGCUCGUGGGCUCCCCUAUCAUGGGGUCUGUGCUUCGCAAGCAGGAGAACAGCAGCAAGGAGGCAGAGGAGAGCUCCUCCUCCAGCAGGUUGGAGCGAUGGAGCAACCCUUCCGAGGGGAAGGAGGGCAAGGAGGGCAAGGAGAGGAGGGAGAGGAGGGAGGAGAGGAGGGAGGAGAAGGAGAGGAAAGAAAGCAAGAAGCAGGGAGACCUGGACAUCCAGUUCAGCCUCACUGAAGCUACGCGAGCCUCCUUCGGCCUGCACAACUUCCGCAGCACCCUUUCCUUCUCUUCUUCUUCCUUGCAGUCAUCCUACCUCCUGAUCGCGCUCAUCAAGCAAGUCAGGCAGUUCGCCGAGGAAGCGGAUGGUCUGACGGCGAUCGAGAGCUCUCCUGAUGGGGAUCAGCUGGAGGGAGCGAAGCUGACGAGCAACCUGGAGGCCUUCAUCGAGAGGGUAGUUCUGCAUGACCUGGAAGCCCACUACCUCCGUCGUAUCCGAGAGCGCGAGCUCCCCAUCCUCGAGAGUGCCUUCCAGGUGGACAUGUUCCUACAGGAGAUCAUGGCGGUAGGAGCCGCUCUACCCGAGCAUGUUGACGAUCUCAUGAAGAUCUGGAACGUGGUGAUCAAGGAGUACUGUUCCUCAGCACGCGACAACCUCUCUGAGCUCAUAGAAGGCUUCUCCGUCAAGUCAGUCGUUGCUUCCUCCGACUUGCUCAACAUCUUGGAGAUGGACCCUCUCUUUCGCCUCCUCCCCUCCUCCUCAACGUCUCCUUCCGACAGCUCCAUCUCCUCCGAGGAGCUCGAGGCCUUUGCGGUCUUAGAGCAUCUCCGCAUUGAUCCAGCGCUCUUCUUGAACCAGGAUGCAGAGAAACCCAUCCUGUCGAAGCACUCCGAUGAUGACCUCUGGCUCAACGGCUACGCUGGAAUUCAAAGGAUCCUCGACCAGCUUGCCCGCUGCCAUCACUCAGUCUACUGGCUCUCUGAAAGGCAGGGGGAGAGGAGGCAGCAGCUCGGCCUCCAGUCGUUCUUCGAGCUUCCCGUCCUUUCGAGUCAGGCGUCGGGGACCAACUUGCUUUCCAACUCGAAACCCAUGAUGUGGAUAAUCUCCGACGUGAUCAAGUGUAGUGGGAUUGUUUCCUCCUCAGGAGGCUGCACGUUCCCUAAGCACUCAAAGGACGGGAUUGUUGAGAUGCUUCAAGUGGCUCAGGAGAGUUUCAUCCCCGUGGCUCACGCCGCCCUCAUCUCCUGCCGCCUCCUCGUCCGCUGGGCGACUUCUCGCUCAGUCCGCCUGCUCUUCCGCUUCUGCAUUUCCCUCUCCUACUCGGCUGCUACUGACACCCUACGGAUCCUGGAGCAGCUGAAGAGGCAGUGGGAGCGAUACGACCAGGCGCUGCAAGCAGGGAUGGAGAGGACCCGGGCGACCUAUGUGAUGGGCAGCCUCCCGCUCCUCCUCUACCACUACUUCUCCAAGCUUGCUGCCGACACCAACGCGGUGAACAAGGCCAACCUGCCCAACGUCGAGAGGGCACUGGGGUCUGUCUACCAGCAGCUGCAAGCUCUGGGUAGUCUCAAUCCUCUUGCUAAGAUUCUCAACAUCGACGCGCGCUUCAACCGUACAAUGCUUUUUCUCCGUCUGCUGCUCAUCCGAGAGGACGAGGAGGCGGUCGCAGCGUUCAAGCGAUUGCACUCCAGCUCCCUGACAGCUCACGACUACCAGCUGGCAACCAGCAAGAAGACGCUGGCGUGA
Messenger RNA from Guillardia theta CCMP2712, 2937 nucleotides. It is a transcript of the gene SEC8, whose product is annotated as Sec8 protein. Gene Ontology annotation, biological process: exocytosis; Golgi to plasma membrane transport. Bases 1 to 2937 code for a protein of 978 amino acids. The record is from RefSeq and is a predicted model, not a curated record. NCBI's taxonomy places the organism in Eukaryota, Cryptophyceae, Pyrenomonadales, Geminigeraceae. Gene Ontology annotation, cellular component: exocyst. The transcript is spliced from 14 exons.